Adineta steineri is the source of this 901-nucleotide messenger RNA. Lineage: Eukaryota; Metazoa; Rotifera; Eurotatoria; Adinetida; Adinetidae. The record is from the annotation of a GenBank genome assembly.
AUGAAUGAUCAACUGAUUGUUUAUGCUAACAAUGUGUAUUUGGAAUAUAUCCUAUUUCUUGCUCCAUUUUCUACUUCACAACUCUGUAUAGUUAAUAUUACUGAUUUGGGUACUAAUAAUAUUCAAUGUGAUUUUGUCUACAGUGUUAUUACAUCAAAGAAUCAAACAACAUUACCUUAUUUUGUUUAUAAUUGUAUCGAUAUUCAAAAUCGUAUGGUGAUUGGUCGUAUUGAAUUUAUUAAUAAUGGAACAUUGUGUGCAUAUAAACAUAGAAAUUCGUUGAUAGGUAGUAAUUAUUCAAUACAAGAUAAUUUUGUGAUUGGUAUCGAUGCUCAGAAUGAGGGUGUAUAUGCUUUCACUGAUGAUUUUAUUGCCUAUUAUGAUUUUCAAUCAUGGAAUAUGACUGUCUGGCCAAAAACACUACCUAUUUCACCUCGUGUAAUCGAUUUUACUAACGAUUAUGGUGUACUAGCUGGUUAUUGUCAAGAUACACCAUCGCAGGCAUUCGAAUGUGCCAUGGUUGUAUUCGGCAGUGGAUCCUCAUCGAGCCCAUCGCAUGGAAGUCGUUUUUCUAUUGGAAAUUCAUUAAAUUUUUCAUGGGCUGACCUACGAAGUACUCACUUUGUUGCCACUGCUCGAGUUUAUUCAACUACAAAUCUGAUGUCAGUUAGUAUUUCUACGAUUGCUAAUCGUGUGCUAAUUGGUAUUCGAGCACUUAAUGUGGCUCUACUAUAUGUUGUUAAUGAUCCGACUACUCCCAAUACAAUUUAUCCAGUGAGUACUCGUCAGACUGGUAUGAAUAGAAUGGGAUUCGGUCGAAGUAUCGUUUGGCUUGAUAAUCAAGGUAGAAAAGCAGCUAUUCUUGCCAAUCAAUAUACUUAUACCACAAAUGAAUGGAUAU